GCAAUGGAUUCAAACUACAAGAAAGAAGAUUCCACCUAAACAUUAGGAAGAACUUCCUGACAGUAAGAGCUGUUCGGCAGUGGAAUUUGCUGCCAAGAAGUGUGGUGGAGUCUCCUUCUUUGGAGGUAUUUAAGCGGAGGCUUGACAGGCAUAUGUCAAGAAUGCUUUGAUGGUGUUUCCUGCUUGGCAGGGGGUUGCGACUGGGCUCUGACUCCCAGCAUUGCCCCCGAUCCUGGAGGGUGCUGGCUGCAGGGGCUGAUGGGAGCUGGAGCCCAGCGACACCUGCAAGGGUGGCCCUGGGUGCUCACCAUCCCUCGCUCAGGUGGGCCUCCUACGUUUCUGACCCAGCAAGGCAGCAGCCUACAGCAAUGUUGCAGGUCUUUUGGGGGGACGGAGAGCCUUGGCUGUUGUGCUAUGCAAAGAAAUGGGCUUGGUUUGAACUUAAGAAGAGCUUGCUGGACCAGGCCAGCGUCCUUCUCUCACAGAGGCCAACCAGAUGUUAGUGAGAUGCCCACAAACAGGAUCCAAACACAAGAGCCCUCUCCCUUCCUGCAGUUUUCCGCAACUGGUCUUCGGAAGCAUUGCCCCUUCCGACUGUGGAGGCAGAGCAGACCCAAGGUUACCAGUAGCCACUGAGAAGCCUUACCCUCCACAAAUCUGCCCACUGCUCUUCUAAAGCUGUCCGAGUUGGUGGCCGCUUCUGCCUCCAGUAGGAAGGAAUUCCACAGUUUACCUAUGUCUUGGCGCCUCCCUUGGGAAGCAGCAGUUGUGUGUCCUUCCCGGGGCCCGAGUGGCAUUCAAAGGUUCAGCAAUUUGUUGCUUUCUCAGUAAACAGUUUAUUGCCUUUGUAAUUACUGUGAUUAAGCGCCUACCCGGCGGUGGCAGGCUGCUUUUUCUGGUGUGGCAAGCGAGUUCCCUGCCACAACGAAGGGUGGGUUGCUUUCUGCCCCCCCCCCCAUUCCACUGCCUCCUACUUUUUCCCAGAUCCUGGCAUGCCCUCCUGGUGGUUGUGUUAUUGUGGGUGAGGAGUUGUUUAAGAUUGGGUGGCUGUCUGUAGGCAAUGAAAGGUCUUCCUCCCAGAGCUUGAAAAAGAGAGCUGUCAUUGUCUAGGAGAGGUUUUUACUGUUUUAACUUGGGAGCUGUAUGUGAUUACUAGUGUUCUGUUAUUUUCUUUUUUGGGUACCAAGUUCUCGCUGGGUAUCAGUCUGGCUCUGUUGAUCUGUUGUUUAACUUCAUCAGGUGGAUAUUUUAGUUCUAAAAAGGUUUGCUGUAGAUCUCUUGGGUGACAGUCUCUGUCUGUAGAGUUGGAACAGAUGCGGUUGUAACGUAGGGCCUGGCUAUAUACAAUGGAUUGUUUGGUAUGUUUGGGAUGGUAGCUAGAAGCAUGUAGAUAUGUUUGUCGGUCAGUUGGUUUUCGGUAUAAGGUGGUUGGUGUCUAUACACCCAUCCUGUAUUUUUACAGUAGUGUCCCAAAAACGUAUUUCUUGCAUAGAUUGGUUCAUUUGUUAGGUUGAUUGUGGGGUGAAAGUCAUUGAAUGUCUGGUGGAAGGUUUCCAGGGUCUGUUGACCAUGUGUCCAGAUAAUAAAAAUAUUGUCAAUGUAUCGCAGGUACAAGAGAGGUUUGAGUGGGUGGGAGUUUAGGAAACGUUCUAAAUCUGCCAUGAAGAUGUUGGCAUACUGUGGGACCAUGUGGGUGCCCAUGGCUAUGCCGCUGAUCUGGAGGAACAGGUCCUCACCAAAUUUGAAGUGGUUGUGGGUAAGGACAAAAUGGCAGAGUUUGGUAGCAAAGUCCUCUGUGAUUUUAUCUGAAAUGGUGUUCCUUAUGGCUUAUAAACCAUGUGUAAAUCGCAGGCUUGUAUGUGUGGAGUGUGUUUUACUUUGAGGGGUGGUUUGGGGACCUCGGCACACAAUAAAUGGGCAACAAAAAUAGUUUGUUUAUGUUUCCUGUUUUCUUUCCCCAAGCAGAGAUAAUAUGUAAGUGUGGUGUCAGCUCUCUAAAAAGGUCAACAACUUUGGGAAAGGGGGGAGGGGCGCCGGAGGGAUCUUCGCACCACGGCGCCGGAUAUGCUUAAGACGGCCCUGGGACUACCCUUUAGGGUUGUCGUAAAUUACUGUUCCAACCCCGGUUUUUUUGCCCGUGACGGCGGCAAGGCACUGGAGCUAACUUUGGCAAGGCGAGGGGCCGCCCUUGUGGCAAGUGCUUGUCGGUGGCCGGGCAGCGAAGAGCCCCGGAGGGCAGCUUUGGUGCUUAUUUGCUCCGAGGAUCGAGGCAGGCGCAGCCAUGGGCAGGGUCUCCGGGGAGCCGGCGGCAGCUUUAUAAGCCGGCGCCCUUCGUGGGGAUGGCCUUGUCUGGCGCCACCAUGCCUCCUGUCACCACCUUCCGCAAGUUGGGCCCCGAGCUCUAAAUUUUGGGAAAGGGAGGGGGCACAGGAGGGAUCUUUGCACCAAGGCGCUGGAUGAGCUUAAGACGGCCCUGCAUGGACUCCCUCUCUUUCCCUCCCCCACCGAAAGAUGCGAAAGGCGCACUCGCCGGAAGCCCGGAGCGCCCCACGGAUUCCUGCCGAGGGAUCCGUCGCGAGGGGAGCCAGACCUGCCUGUGUUCGCCUGGGCUGGGCUGUUAGAACUGGCGCCGCUACCUGACCUGCAUUGCAGGAUCUUGGUGCGAGUCAGGAGGGGGUCUCACCUUCAUAGCGGGAGCCGAAUGAGGGGUACAUCUGCCACUGAGCAGUGCCCCUCCCCCCUCAUGAGCAAAGCCCAAGUUCAAACACCAGCCCCUAUUUUUAAAAGGCACCCGUAAUGACGACACUGGGCUACCUUUUAGGGUUGUCGUAAAUUACUGUUCUAAGCCCCACAAAUCCGGUCUACUUUGCAGGGCUGUUGUAACGGGGACACCCCACGCCACGGCCCUGCCUCCCCCACGUUGUGUAAGGGGUGUGAAAAUGAACGGACUCCCCCCUCUCCCGGCAAGGGAUUAAAAGAGGGAAUGUAAACUGUGCCACCUUCGUGCCCCGGAGGUUGGGGGGGGGGGGCGUCUCUUUCCCUGCCAGCUCCGGGGAUCGAACCUAGGACCUUCUCAGCAAAAAAAAAACAAACAGCAUAACGGAGCUUGUUUUGAAUGAGAAUUUGUGCGUUCUGGGAGGGAGGGGUCAUUCAUUCCUCCUCAUGGGUCAGUGAGCUCGGCUUCCUAGAGAGGCAGGAAGGUUGGGAAGGGGGAGGGGGGAAUAAAGGUUGGAGGGGGAGGGGCGCCAUCCACAUUCCCGAAAGAGGAGCAGGUCUGCAGAGGAGGAGGGGAAAAAGAAAACAAUUUCUCUCUCCCCCACCCCCGUCGAAAAAGGACAAUGGAGAAGGCAGUCAAAAUUAUGGUGGGCCUUGUCCAAUGGGAAUAACAAAGAAAUCGUUUAAAUACAUGGAGUGUGGAAAGAGCUUCACUGACAGUGGAAAACUUAAAAUUCAUCAACAGACUCACACGGGGGAGAAACCAUUUCAAUGUAUGGAGUGUGAAAAGAGCUUCAGUCAGAGUGCACACCUUAGAAUUCAUCAACGGACUCACACGGGGGAGAAACCAUUUAAGUGCAUGGAAUGUGGAAAGAGCUUCAGUCAGAGUGGAGACCUUAGAAAACAUCACCGGACUCACAUGGGGGAGAAACCAUUUAAAUGCAUGGAAUGUGGAAAGAGCUUCACUGAUAGUGGAACACUUAGAAUUCAUCAACGGAGUCACACAGGGGAGAAACCAUUUAAAUGCAUGGAAUGUGGAAAGUGCUUCAGUGAGAGUGGAAGCCUGAAUUUACAUCAUCAGACUCACACAGGGGAGAAACCAUUUAAGUGCAUGGAAUGUGGAAAGAGCUUCAGUGGGAGUGGAAACCUUAGAAAACAUCAACGGACUCACACGGGAGAGAAACCAUUUCAAUGCAUCGAGUGUGGAAAGAGCUUCAGUGAGAGUGGACACCUUAGAAUUCAUCAACGGAGUCACACGGGGGAGAAACCAUUUAAGUGCAUGGAAUGUGGAAAGAGCUUCAGGAGGAGUGGACACCUGAAUUUACACCACCAGACUCACACGGGGGAGAAACCAUUUCAAUGCAACGAGUGUGGAAAGAGCUUCAGUCAGAGUGGACACCUUAGAAUUCAUCAACGGACUCACACGGGGGAGAAACCAUAUAAAUGCACAGAGUGUGGAAAGAGCUUCAGUCAGAGUGGAGACCUUAGAAAACAUCAACGUACUCACACGGGGGAGAAACCAUAUAAUUCCAAGGAAGCGGACAGAGGUUCAGUUGAAGUGGAAGUCUUACAAACCAUCAAAAGACUCUGAGGGGUAAGAGCUGUAAGAGUGGAAACUCUACAAGCCAUCAAUUAAAGAAGAGAAAUGGUUUAAAUAGAAGGAUUGUAGAUUCUGCUUUGGUUAUUAUGGAACACUUUUUAGAGUGUAGAAUCUGUUUCUCUACGAGUUGACAAUUUCUUUCACAUCAAUAACAGGAAAUCAAUCUUAAAUGCAUGCAUCGUAUGUGAGCUGUUGUUUGUAUGUAACAUUGUCUACACUUGUUUUUAAAGUAAUGAGGGUAACAUUUCAGAAAAGUAAGCAUAAUAUAAUACUUAAUGUAGUGUUAGAUAGGGAGGGGAGUGUGUGCGUCUGGAGUGUUGCUUCUGAAUGAGGAUUGACUGAGAGUGAGAUGGUUUUGGUGUUUGGUGGAGGGAGUUGGAAAUGUUUGUAUGUGGGAAUGGAGAGUUGCACAAAGUGGAACUGAGAUUGGUGGUGUUGCUUUGGAAGCAGAGUUAGAUUAGCAUAACUCCCACUGUUAUAAUUGCAAUAAUGGAACCAUGAAGACACAGAAAGAUUGAAAGCACCUACUUAUAUGCCCAAGGUAACCUUGAAACCCUCAUCUGUUGUUUUGAUAUACUGUAUAGAUAUAUUGUGCAUAGGUACGUUUUGUGGCAGGAGAAAUAAAAGGGAUAUUUAGUGGCAUAACAAGGAAAGGCUCUGUUCCUAGCUGCACGUCUUGCAUGAGGAGGGAAGGGGGCACAGGCAAGAAGGGGCCGUACCAGAGCAUCUCAAAGCAGUGGGGGGGGGGCACAGUGACACAAGUGUGUGUAGAAUGCUACCCCCAAAAUGACACAAGGGAGAAACAAUAAUGUGGAAGCAGGCAGGUCCGAAACCAAGAGUGCUAAGGGUCAACUUCUUCCAAAUCCACCAGCUGCCCCAAGGCAGGAGCCACCUCUGGGCCCUGAGGGUGGAAAGCCUCCCUCCAGCUUUGCAAGUGGAGAUGCUCCUAGGAAAUCCUCCUGCCAGCAGACCACAAUGCGUAUUAUUGAAGGGCUUCUGGUUUGCUUCUGAUCUGAAUGGCGGUGUGAUCUGUGUUGUCUUAACAAAGGCAAUCUUUUCGUGGCUUUUGUCCAGCCUGCUGCUGGAUGUGCCUCAAUCUAUAAAACAGUGUUGGGGAGGCUGCCUUUCUUUUUUGGUGGGGAGAAGAUAGUUGUCCCCAGGUAACUGCUCAGUGUCCCAGUAAGGCUGCUUUGGGGGGGGGGAGCACUCCUCUCUGGUUCCUCUCAGGCAGCAAAUGUCUUCGCCCCCCCCCCCAAUGGCUGGCUCCACAACUGCGCUUCAAAGAGGAUCUUUCAAUGCAAACAUUGGGAGGCGUCUCCCAACAGCAACCCUUGUCUACUGUUAACAGAAAAUCUGAGGGCUCCCUUGGACAAAACAAGACCCCAACCAAGCAUAUCAGAGCAAAACAGCAGCCAGUAGGCUUGGCCUUUAUUAAAGAAAGUACUGUCGCGACAGGGCCCCACCUGCAACAAGGUGAAGCAAGAUGGAGACCCUGAACAAAGGGGGUCUUCCCUUUUUAUUAGCAUCCCACCACCAAGGUACACCCCUAAAGAUACACCACUAAUAUGUCACUAAUAUGUCAUUGAUACAUCACAAAAAGUAGGGGUCCAGAGGUAGAAAUUUGAGUACCUGGCCAGCUGCUCCUGGCCUCUUCUUGCCCCCUCCCUGUUACAUUCCACAGGACAAAGAGAAGUUUCACAGUCAUUAUGAAGGUGAUAGCUGUUCUUUGAUUAGAUCCUGAGUCAAUCCAAUGUCUCUCAAAGCAAAGAAAUGUUGGAAUUAUGAAAAUCCACCACAGUAGUGAUUUUAUAUGAAUUUCCAUACCUUUCUACUGAAUAAAAGGAGACUAAAAGGCGCUGUGAGUUAAACCACAGAGCCUAGGGCUUGCUGAUCAGAAGGUCAGCAGUUCGAAUCCCUGCGACGGGGUGAGCUCCCGUUGCUCAGUCCCAGCUCCUGACAACCUAGCAGUUCGAAAGCACCUCAAAGUGCAAGUAGAUAAAUAGGUACUGCUACUGCGGGAAGGUAAACAGCGUUUCCAUGUGCUGCUCUGAUUCGCCAGAAUCGGCUUAAUCAUGCUGGCCACAUGACCUGGAAACUGUACACCGGCUCCCUUAGCCAAUAACGUGAAAUGAGCACCGCAACCCCAGAGUCUGUCACGACUGGACCUAAUGGUCAGGGGUCCCUUUUGUUAGGAUUCCGUUCCACCUCAAGAGGAACAGGCAUGUAAAGUGUUGCUGUGUGUCACAUGAUUGUACACUUCCGUUUUGCGCUUUUUGUAUUUGCUAUGCAGUACGCACUUGCUAUGCUUAUGCUGAUGAAGAAAGACACGUUUGGUCUUGCUGAAUAAAUGCUUGUAAAUAUGCAAGAGAACGUUUCUGUGUCUCCUCUUGUUGCUGCUGCUGCCAACCACGCUAAACGCUGGAGUGGACUCUGCAGAUAACGUGUCCAAGUUCACAGAGAAAUUGGACCGAUUCCAGUUGGCUACACUGGAGGGAGAAGACACCUGGCAGAUGCUAACCGGGGGGCUUGGAGGCCAGGUCUUCAGUGUGUAUGCCAACACCUUUACCUUUAAAACUCAACUGGUUAUAAAAUAGCAACCUUAGAUACAAUGUAGCAAGCAUCGGCAGCUGUAGUACCCAAGUGGCCAUUGCUAGGGGGUGCUGUUUUGCAACUGCUUCUGAUACCCUGCUUCUGAUUGGUUGGGAAACCAGGUAACUGUCAGAAAUAACUGAUAGCUUGCUGAUUGGAGAUUGCCAGCCCAUGGAGAGGAUGAGGUCCUGCAGGAAAAAAUCCUUCCUGUUAUAAAUUAAAAAGAUCAUUGCAUUUCAAACUUGCCUUUGAACCAGCUGUCCUCCAAGCAGCUCCCAUGUGAAAUAAGCGGAUAUAUCUAUUUCUAUAUCUAUAAUGGCAAGGGAUAAAACCUCAACAGGGUGCUAAUUAGCUGUGCAAAAUUGGAAGUUGCAAGCUCUGAGAUCAGGUCUUUGCAGAGCCUGCUUGUCCUGUUUUUCACCAUGAAUGGCUGCUGUUUCGUAAGGGGAUCCUGCAAUGUGUGAUCCUUGACAAACUGCUUUGGGCAGCAUUAAGGAUGGGUCUCUGUGGGUCGCCCAGUCAGCCUUAUAAUCAAAAUAAAUGCCUAGGCAUUUAAACUACUUAUCUAGCUGAAUGGUGUCUCCACUUAUCACCCACUUAUAUGCUCUCCAUGUUGUUGUUUAGUCGUGUCCGACUCUUCGUGAGCCCAUGGGCCAUAGCACUCUCCAUAUAAGACCAUAAUUUCUAACUUCUCCAAAUUUAGUACAAGUUUGCUACCUUCACAGUAAGGUGGUCGCUCUCAAUCCAGUCCCCCCCCCCCCCGAAGGUUUCAACUUGGUUUCUUAGUGCAGAGGAGCCUCGGAUUUAACUUAUUUCCUCUUCCAGAAAUGUAUGUGAACUCCCCUGGCUGGGUUGCCUGGCAAUGAGCCAUUCCAGAUCAGUCUGCCAAAACUCAUGUACAGUUUGGCAAGACCGACUCCAGAGUCAUUUAUAUAGGAGUCUUUAGAAUAUAAUGGGUCAGAGAAACGUUUAGGCAAGGGGUACACAGUGUCAAAUCCUAGCUCCCUCAGAAAUUCAAGAUUGCCCUUGCCCACGCUUGCAUUAAAAUCACCUGCCGUUAACAAGCCAAUGGUGUGGAAUUCCAGUUCUAAUUCCUCAAGAAAUAAAGUGAGUUGGUUCGAGUAGCCCAAUAGGGCAAGGAGGAAUAAAUACAUUAAGUAUGAUUAGGACUAAAUCUUAAAAACCCAGUAAGAAAUGCCUGGGCAAUGUCAUCCCAUGUCUGGAGGGGACUCACUUUAAAUUUAGUCUCCCUUGCACAAAUAAAGGUUAAUCCCACUUUCUAACGGGCCCAUGAUGUUCUAUUUGUGGGCUAAAAGGGAAUAUGAUUUUUAUCCCUCCAAACAGAUUUCCUAAUGAACCCACCUUUCUUCUAAUAAUAUGAUAUCAAAAGACUCGAUAACACCUUUUAUUAUUAUUAUUACUAGCUGGACCUUGCACGCGUUGCUGUGCCUCAGUUUGUUAAAUGGAGGGUCAGAGUCCCCCUUCAGACUCCCCUGACCGUCAGAGUCCCCCUGUUUUUUGUGUGUGUUAUGUUUAGAUAGGGGUAUCCCUGUGUCUCCCCCCCCACUUUGUAUUGACCCAUUAGAUAGCCCUGUCUCCUAUUCUGGUCCCACCCCCACCCCAGGCAGGGAAGGGUUGACCUAUCCAUGUCUCGUAUUAGGUCCCCCCACUAUAUCUGGGGACGGCCUUACCUAUCCCUGUCCCCUAUUUGGUCCCCCACAACCCAGGCAGGGAAGGGGUUACGUAUCCCUGUCCCCUAUUGCGGUCCCCCCCACCCCACCCAUGCAAGGACUUACCUAUCCCUGCCCCCUAUUUCCACCACCCCCACCUCAAUCAGGGAAGGACUUACCUAUCCAUGCCCCCUAUUUUGACCCCCACCCCACCCCAACCAGGGAAGGCUUUACUUAUCCCUGACCCCUAUUUGGGCUCCCCACCGAUUGAGGGUAAUAUGGAGGGGGUGGGGGUUUGGUGGGUGGUGUUGUAGAGCGAGGGUAAUAUGGAGGUGGUGUGGGGUGUCGAGGUGGGAUUUCUGUGUGU
Messenger RNA from Zootoca vivipara (common lizard), 8941 nucleotides. NCBI's taxonomy places the organism in Eukaryota, Metazoa, Chordata, Lepidosauria, Squamata, Lacertidae. The record is from RefSeq and is a predicted model, not a curated record.